Acanthosepion pharaonis is the source of this 1962-nucleotide messenger RNA. NCBI's taxonomy places the organism in Eukaryota, Metazoa, Mollusca, Cephalopoda, Sepiida, Sepiidae. The record is from the annotation of a GenBank genome assembly.
UUGUCUGUCUCUUUUUUUUUCACUGUCACUGAUCUGUCUUGUCUUUUUCUUUCUUUCUGUCUGUCUGUCUGUCUCUUUUCUUUCUUUCUUUCUGUCUGUCUUUUUUCUUUCAAAGUGUCUCUUAACUUUUUCUUUCUCUUUUUCUUUCUUUUCUGUCUGUCUGUUCUUUUUCUUCUCUUUUCUUUUCUUUCUUUCUGUCUGUCUCUUUCUUUCUUUCUGUCUCUUUUCUUUUGUCUGUCUGUCUCUUUUUCUUUCUGUCUAAAAGUUCUUUUCUUUCUUUCUGUCUGUUUUUUUUUCUUUCUGUCUUUUCUUUUCUUUCUUUCUGUCUCUUUUCUUUCAAAAAGGACUUUUCUGUCUCAAACAAAACUGUCUGUCCGUGAUUUUCUUUUCUUUUGUCUGUCUUUCUGUCUUUCUUUCUGUCUGUCUGUCUCUUUUCUUUCUUUCUGUCUGUCUGUCUGUCUCUUUUCUUUCUUUCUGUCUGUCUGUCUGUCUGUCUCUUUUCUUUCUGUCUGUCUGUCUGUCUCUUUUCUUUCUUUCUGUCUGUCUGUCUUUCUUUUCUGUCUGUCUUUUUCUUUCUUUCUGUCUGUCUGUCUUUUUCUUUCUUCUGUCUGUCUGUCUCUUUUUUUUUUUCUGUCUGUCUGUCUUUUUCUUUCUUUCUGUCUGUCUGUCUCUUUUCUUUCUUUCUGUCUGUCUGUUCUUUCUUUUCUUUCUGUCUGUCUGUCUGUCUGUCUCUGUCUCUUUUUCUUUUUCUUUCUGUCUGUCUGUCUCUUUUCUUUCUUUCUGUCUGUCUCUGUUUUCUUUCUUUUUUCUUUCUGUCUGUCUCUCUUUUCUUUCUUUCUGUCUGUCUCUUUUCUUUUCUGUUCUUUCUUUUCUUUCUGUCUGUUCUCUUUUUUUUCUUUCUGUCUGUCUUCUUUCUUUUCUGUCUCUUUUCUUUUCUGUCUGUCUGUCUUUCUGUCUCUUUUCUGUCUGUCUGUCUGUCUCUUUUCUGUCUGUCUGUCUGUCUCUUUUCUGUCUGUCUGUCUGUCUCUUUUCUGUCUGUCUGUCUGUCUCUUUUCUGUCUGUCUGUCUGUCUCUUUUCUGUCUGUCUGUCUGUCUGUCUUUUCUUUGUCUGUCUUUUUUUUUUUUUCUGUCUGUCUGUCUCUUUUCUUUUCUUUUUGUCUGUCUUUUUUUUGUUUUCUGUCUUCUUUCUUUCUUUUCUGUCUGUCUGUCUGUCUCUGUCUGUCUUCUUUUUCUUUCUGUCUGUCUCUUUUCUUUCUUUCUGUCUGUCUGUCUCUUUUCUUUCUUUCUGUCUGUCUGUCUCUUUUCUUUCUUUCUGUCUGUCUGUCUCUUUUCUUUUGUCUGUCUGUCUGUCUGUCUCCUUUCUUUCUUUCUGUCUUUUCUUUUUCUUUCUGUCUGUCUUUUUUCUUUUCUGUCUGUCUGUCUUUUUCUUUCUUUCUGUCUGUCUGUUGUCUGUCUGUCUUUUUUCUUUCUUUCUGUCUGUCUGUCUUUUCUUUUCUUUCUGUCUGUCUGUCUCUUUUUUUUCUGUCUGUCUGUCUGUUUCUUCUGUCAUCUGUUUUUCUGUCUGUCUCUUUUCUGUCUGUCUGUCUCUUUUCUUUCUUUCUGUCUGUCUGUCUCUUUUCUUUCUUUCUGUCUGUCUGUCUCUUUUCUUUCUUUCUGUCUGUCUGUCUCUUUUCUUUCUUUCUGUCUGUCUGUCUCUUUUCUUUCUUUCUGUCUGUCUGUCUCUUUUCUUUCUUUCUGUCUCUUUUCUUUCUUUUCUGUCUGUCUGUCUGUCUGUCUCUUUUUUCUGUCUGUCUGUCUGUCUUUUUCUUUCUUUCUUUCUGUCUGUCUCUUUUUUUCUUUCUGUCUGUCUGUCUUUUUCUUUCUUUCUGUCUGUCUUUCUUUUUCUUUCUUUUCUGUCUUUAUCUCUUUUUUCUUUCUGUCUUUUUUCUUUCUUUCUUCUUCUCUAAGGAAACUGUUCAAUGA